Molecule: messenger RNA, 647 nt
Organism: Rhagoletis zephyria (snowberry fruit fly)
Lineage: Eukaryota; Metazoa; Arthropoda; Insecta; Diptera; Tephritidae
Source: RefSeq, a predicted model, not a curated record
UGCCAAUUUCACCCAUUGGAACUUUAGUGCGCUGCAACAGCAGCGAGGAAAGUUUUCUAUACGGGUUUAAUCACGGAAUUUGCCAAAACACCGAAAAAGAUGCCGACAACUCAACUGUAGGAUUUGGUCCCCAGCUGAAAAACGAAAAUCAAGAUCUCUGGUUGGUCAAGAAAAAUUCAUCAUCCUCAUCAACUUUAAGUUCAAAACCAAUAACAGUGUUUUACAAUCUUUACUACGAUCUAGGCUUCCACAUGGAGACGAUCUUCUACCGCGAGGUCAGCUUCACCAUUCUCGAGUUGAGUGGUCGACCGGCGAGUCGGCCCACCUGGAGGCAGUACUUCUCGCUGAAACAGGCGAUCAUCUUCGUGGUAGACGCCAGCGAUCACGUUCGCAUUCGCGAGGCUCAGGUGGAGCUGCAUCGAAUGAUUGCCAGCUCUGAGGAGGAGUACUCCAAGUUGCCCAUCUUUAUUGUCGGGACAAAGAUGGACUUGCCCAACAGCCUCGAUGAGCUGACCUUCAUGGAGAUGAUGAAGCUGCACCGCAUUCCCGCCACCCGAAACUGGCACUUUCAGAUGGUCAAUCUGAUGACGGAGCGCAAUGUCUACGAGUGCCUCGACUGGCUGAUGGCGCAGCUGAAGAAGGACAAG